Messenger RNA from Artibeus jamaicensis (Jamaican fruit-eating bat), 692 nucleotides. RefSeq names its product cystatin E/M (gene CST6). The transcript is spliced from 3 exons. Bases 142 to 591 code for a protein of 149 amino acids. Gene Ontology annotation, molecular function: cysteine-type endopeptidase inhibitor activity. Gene Ontology annotation, cellular component: extracellular exosome. The record is from RefSeq and is a predicted model, not a curated record. Lineage: Eukaryota; Metazoa; Chordata; Mammalia; Chiroptera; Phyllostomidae.
AGAGGUGUGCUGGGAAGCUGGCCAGACUGGGUAGCCCUCACGCACGGCAGCCUCGGGGCGGGGCCGUGUGCGGUUGGGCGGGGCCUCGGAGCCCUGAGCCCUUAAAAGCGGUGGGGCCAGCAUAGCCAGGCACUGACGACUAUGGCGCAUCCUAACAUCCCUCGGACGCUGGGCCUGGCCCUGCUGGUGUUCUGCCUCUUGACGCUGCCCCACGACACCCGGGCCAGGCGCAGGGAGGGCUUCGUCGGAGGACUGAGGGACCUGGAGCCCAACGAUCCACAGGUGCAGAAGGCGGCGCAGGCGGCCGUGGCCAGCUACAACAUGGGCAGCAACAGCCUCUACUACUUCCGAGACACGCGCAUCCUCAAGGCGCAGAGCCAGCUGGUGGCUGGCGUUAAGUACUAUCUGACUGUGGAGAUGGGGAGCACGGCCUGCCAGAAGGGCGCCGUGACGGGAGACCACGUGGACCUCACCACCUGCCCGCUGGCCGCAGGAGCACAGGAGGAGAAGCUGCGCUGCGACUUCGAGAUCCUGGUAGUUCCCUGGGAGAACACCUCCAGACUUCUGAAGCAUCACUGUGUGCCCGUGUAGUCAACCCCCGAGGCCAUGGGUGUGGGAGGGAGCGGGACCAUUGGUGGAGGGCACUUCCGGUCAGUGGGCCGUGUCUGUUGCAAUAAAUUGCUAGCACUGCU